Rotaria sp. Silwood1 is the source of this 1491-nucleotide messenger RNA. The record is from the annotation of a GenBank genome assembly. Lineage: Eukaryota; Metazoa; Rotifera; Eurotatoria; Philodinida; Philodinidae.
AUGGCCAUUGUACUGUAUGCACCUGCAUUGGCAUUAAGUCAAACUACUGGUUUAAAUAUUUGGCUCUCUGUUGUGUCAAUCAGUGUCAUUUGUACAUUCUAUUCUUCUGUGGGCGGUAUGAAAGCAGUCAUUUGGACAGAUGUUCUACAAGCAGUAGUAAUAGUUAUCGGCCUUCUGGCAGUCAUAAUUCAAGGUUUGAUUACAGUCGGUGGUUUUAAACAAACAUUUUCAAUAGCAUCACAAGGUGGCAGAAUUCAAUUUGACAGGAUUAGCUUUGACCCUCGUACUCGUUUUACAGUAUGGUCAUUGGUCAUUGGCGGUUGCUUUAAUUCACUUGCUACAUAUGGAUUUAAUCAAACACAAAUACAACGUUACCUAGCUAUUCGUUCGACACGUGGUGCUAAACAAGCUCUAUUGAUUGAUGCAAUUGGUGGUUCAUUUAUCGUGCUUUUAACGAUUCUUAUUGGAGUUAUUAUGUAUGCAUAUUAUGCCGAUUGUGACCCGUAUACAAAUAAACAAAUCGAACAUAUCGAUCAAAUUCUUCCAUAUUUUGUCAUGGAAGUGUUGGGUGAUAAGAAAGGUUUACCGGGUAUAUUUCUUGCUUGUGUCUUUUCCGGUUCACUAUCGACGAUUUCGUCUGGAUUGAAUAGUUUAACAGCAGUAAUCAUUGAAGAUUUUUAUAAAGGAUUAAUGGGUAGACAAUUGAGCGAUGAACGGCAAGGUUUUAUAGCUAAAAUAUUGUCAGUCGUACUCGGAGCUUGUAUCAUGUUGCUUACCUAUGUGGUUAGCCAUCUUGGAUCGAUUCUUAAUGCAACUUUAUCUCUAUUCGGUGUCCUCGAGGGUCCUAACAUGGGUGUCUUUGUUCUCGGUUUCCUUUUUCCACAAGCGAAUCGACGAGGUGCACUUGUCGGAUUUUUUUCGAGUCUAGCCUUGCAAUUAUGGAUGUUUUUGGGUGCUCAAAUUACACAAAAUCAAAUGGAAAGUGACAGCUUACCAUUGUCGAUAGCUAAUUGUAGUGGUACAAUGAAUAGUACAUUAAUGAAUCGGACAACGACUACAAUGAUAUCCACUUUUUUGAAGCGUGAUCUUCUUAUUGACUUGUAUUCUGUGAGUUAUCUGUGGUAUUCACCGAUCGCAGUCGGUACCGUUGUGCUCGUCGGUAUGACUGUUUCCUAUUUAACUCAUCCACUUCAAUCACAUGAGAUCGAUCCGAAAUUGAUUGUACCAGUGAGUGAUGUUUGCUGCUGUUUUUUACCUAAACGAUGGCGUGAAUGGCUUCAAUGUGGUAUCGAUUAUGAAACCUAUCGAAAGAGACAGAAUGAUAACAAUGAAUUAGAAAUGGUGACUAAUGAUACGCAACGUUCUGGUCGUGAAAGUCCUAUUGUACCGCUUCUCGAUACCAACUCGAAUGUAUUUGUCACAGGCAGAAUUAAACUUCAGGCAAAAUUGAUUUCGCCAACACGCCCGAACAAGAGUUGUAAUUUUGACUAG